CCACAAGUUCCAAUGAAUCCAGGUAAACAUUUGCUUUUGGGGAGAUGUAAAGGUGGUCUGAAGACUGCCAGACGAGGCUGGAGAACUACUCAAGCCAUCACUAAACAACUGAGGGUCUGAAUUAUGAAAACAACUAUGGCACAUCGUAAGUCCCUGUUGGUACUGUCGCUUAUAUUAGCCUUCUGGAUCAGUUUUACAGUUUUCCACAACUCCAGAGAGAAAUGGACUGCACUCAAGUGGCCUGACUCCCUCCCUCACUGGAAUUUUAUUGGGAAGCCCUUGUGCACUGAAGCACCACAGUGUCCAAUAGUUUCUGCAGCAGAGACUGACCUGAAAAUCAGGAAGAUCCUGGAGAAACUGGACCAGCUGAUCCCACUCAGACCCUUCACCUACAUGAACACCACUACCAGUGCCAAACAUAGCAAAGCUACCAUCCUCAACCCUCAAGAUACAUACUGCCAGGGGGACCAGCUGGAUGUCCUGCUGAAGAUGAGGGACCACCUAGGACAGAGGAAGAAAUAUGGCGGGGACUUCCUGAGGGCCAGAAUGUCCUCUCCAGACCUGAAAGCAGGUGCAUCAGGGAAUGUGACAGACUUCAAUAAUGGCACUUACCUUGUCAGCUUCACUCUGUUCUGGGAGGGCCAGGUCUCCCUGUCUGUGCUGCUCAUGCACCCCAGUGAAGGGGCAUCAGCUCUCUGGAGGGCAAGAAACCAAGGCUAUGACAGGGUGAUCUUCACAGGCCAGUUUGUCAAUGGCACUUCCCAGGUCAAUACUGAUUGUGCUCUGGCUUUAAACUCAAGUGCUGAACUGUGCAGAUACCUGAAUGCUGAAGACCAAGAAGCUUUCUACUGUGUGAGACCUCCACAUAUUUCCUGUGCUGCACUUACCCACAUGCAUUCCAAGAACAAGGACGUUUCCUAUCUUACCCAACAAGAGAGAACCCUCUUUGAAAGGUCAAAUGUGGGUGUGGAGAUUAUGGAAAAUUCCAAUGUCAUUCAUGUUACAAAAUGCAACACAAAAACAAUCCCGAUGAAAGAGAAAUGCAAGCCUGGAAUGCUAUCCACAAUCCCCAGUGGACAUGUCUGGAAAUACACAUGGAAUCCUGUCUCCUGCAGUUUGACUGCAGUCGAAAUGAAAGACUGCCUGAGAGGAAAACUCGUAUAUCUAGUGGGAGAUUCCACGAUUCGCCAGUGGAUAGAAUACUUCAAAACCAGUAUCAACACACUGAAGUCAGUAGAUCUACAUGAAUCUGGAAAACUGCAACACCAAUUUGCUGUGGACUUGGAUAGGAAUAUUAACAUCCAAUGGCAAAAACAUGGUUACCCUUUGAUUGGCUCAAUGGUCUAUUCAGUCAAAGAGAUUGAGUACAUUGCCCGGGCCAUUGACAGAACUGGAGGAGAUAAAAAUACUGUCAUUGUAAUUUCUCUGGGGCAGCAUUUCAGACCCUUUCCCCUUGAUGUCUUCAUCCGAAGGGCCCUCGGUGUCCACAAAGCUGUUCAGCGUCUUCUUCUGAGAAGCCCUGAUACUAUGGUUAUCAUCAAGACAGAAAACACCAGGGAGAUGCACAGUGAUGUGGAAAGAUUUAGUGACUUUCAUGGUUACAUUCAAUAUCUUGUUAUAAAGGACAUUUUCCAGGAUCUCAAUGUGGGUAUUAUUGAUGCCUGGGAUAUAACAAUUGCAUAUGGCUCAAAUGAAGUCCAUCCACCUCAAUAUGUUAUUAGAAGUCAAAUCAAUAUAUUCUUAAACUAUAUUUGCUAGCUUGCACAUAUCUCUGAAAAUCAUUCAUUUAAUUAAAAAAGAUUUGUUAAGUGUGUGCUAGGAUACCAGGUGCUGAGUUGCUCUAACUCCCUUUUACACUGAGAAGAUUGUCUGCACUAUGGCUGAUAUGGAUCUAGCAGUUGUGCCAGGUAAGGUAUAUUUAAUCUAAACUUCCACUAAAAAAAUGAAACCAAGAAUAGUCAUGAAAAGGUCCUAUACUUCCAGACAGAGCCAGGCAGUUCUUCAUCAAUGUAAUCUAUGAUACCUAUGGGUAAAACUUCUUUUCUCUAAUGCUUCAAAAUUCAGAGCAAUAAAAUAGUUGUUAAAUAAAUAUAUGGAAAAAGCAGUCUCAUUUCCUUAUUUUAUUACUAUAGACAGGCUCAAGAUGGUUUCCAAAUGAGAAGAGAGGUCUGUAUGGACAGAGGAGAAGCAAAAUUCUAAGCAAGGACCCUGGUUCCAGAAACCUCUGACUUUCCUUUCCCAGUUAGGAGCUCUCAUUGCUAUUCUAUAAA
This is a messenger RNA of Heterocephalus glaber (naked mole-rat), 2270 nucleotides long. RefSeq names its product NXPE family member 4. The record is from RefSeq and is a predicted model, not a curated record. NCBI's taxonomy places the organism in Eukaryota, Metazoa, Chordata, Mammalia, Rodentia, Bathyergidae.